UCAAACUUUCUUCUAUCUACCUCAGCCGCCAGAUUCCAAUUUGCCCACCUCUACUGGCCGUGAUCAAGCUCAUGCAUUUGUGCUCACUGACAAUCACCAGAGCCAUAGGAAUUGUAUUGAUUCUUCCAGUCACCAGGUUUUAGAUUUCAUGGACCUUCAGCCAGAGGAGUCGAAUUUGCCAAUAGACUCUUCUAUUCAGCGGUCUGCAGGAAAUUUGCCACUGCAACAGCAUACGAGUAUAGGUGCAGGAAACGAUGCGAGUAUGAGAAGCAGAGACAGCCAGGAAUAUCAAUGUCGUCCUGAUGCCUCUCCAGACGCAUCUGAGCUGCUUCAAUCCCCUUGCUCAUACCCACUUCAAAUGGAGAUGGAGAGGAUACUAAAGGAGAGAGAACAAACUACAAAAUUGCAUGAAAAUCUGAAUUUGCUCCUGAUAUCUGAAUAUGAAAAAGAGCUAGAUGCAAUAAAGAAGAAGUACGAUUUGCUGUUUGAGAUUGCUGACACAGAAUUAGUUCAAAAGCACAAAGAUCUUGAUACACUCUACAACAAAGUGCAUAUGAAUAAGUUACUAGCUGAAGCCAUGACCCAGAUACAAAAUACUGCUUGGUCACUAGAGAUGACAGAAGGAACUGGACAAUCAUCACCAAGCCGACCUAGUAGUGACCCAGCAGUGACCCAGCAGUGAUUUCUGCAUCAACACAACCAGCAAGUCAAUCAUCAGAUGUUCUGAAGUAUCCAAGUUUAGUUUCUGAACAUGUCAACUCCGAGCAGCGAGCUGGGGACCAUCAAAUAUCCUCUCAGAAUUUUUCAAUGGCUGUCAUUCCAUCUCAAAAUGCUGAAUUGCCUAUAGUGACAGAGUCAGCUGCAGUUCCGCCAAUAAGUGCAAGGGUCACCCGGAAAACGACAACCUCUGCUAAUCUGCCGACACGUGGUUCACCUAUGACCCCAACACGAAACUUGCAGCCUGUCAUCCUCACACCAUUUUUACCGACUAGUGUUCCAAGUCAACUCUCGAUCCAAACUUUUAGUUAUGCGGCGAGCCCUGGAACAGGCUGUGUACUAAGGGCACCAGCUCCGCACCUGAGACAUUUUAGACCACUGUCAACAAUGAAUUCUUGGAAUUCCAGCCUGUUGCAGCUGUGACACUGAACUUUUAAUCAGCUGGCGAACAGAUUUGGUGAAUCACAAUACUUGGGUUAGCACAGACAAUAUAUUUGGUCACUUUGCUCUAUAUAUAGUGUUAUUAGGUUUUUGGUUGAUCUCUAGAAUGGUAGCUUGUCAAAUUUCUAGGAACCCCUGGCACUGGGUAACGUUUUCUUGUAGGUUUUAAACUUAGUUGCCUGAGUCCAUUUGUUGCAUAUAGCACUAUACAUGUAAAGUUUUGGCCUUCACCUUUUUGUUUCAAAAGAUAAUAGCUUCAUGCAUUUGAA
Messenger RNA from Nicotiana attenuata, 1427 nucleotides. RefSeq lists its product as uncharacterized. The record is from RefSeq and is a predicted model, not a curated record. The transcript has 3 exons. Gene Ontology annotation, biological process: heterochromatin formation. The coding region runs from base 149 to 682 and encodes 177 amino acids. NCBI's taxonomy places the organism in Eukaryota, Viridiplantae, Streptophyta, Magnoliopsida, Solanales, Solanaceae.